UCAGUUUUUACCCGUUUGUGUCAUUUUGUGCAUAAAAGUGACAACUGAUGUGUAAGUUGUGUCUUUUCAUCAACAAUCCUUGAAUUCCUUUAAGAUUUUUCUUGUUUCUAACUUUAAAAUACUUUGUCAAGUUAUCUGUUUGCAGUUAUCAGUUCUUUAAUUAUGGAAAUUUUUCAUCGGCCAAUAGUCCGACUGUUUCAUUUUGUGAAAUGGAACCCUCAUGUUCUUGCUCAUUAACUAUUUAAUGUGAGACCCUGAUAAGCAUUUUUAAUUAAGUCUACAAUCACUAGCUUAUGUUGAACUGUUUCAUUGUUUCUAUUAGAUAAAGCCCGUAGUUUUUACAUUAGCUUGCUAAGCAAUGAUCAUGAACUUGAUCUGCAUCUGUUUCCAUCUCGAUGUCUCAACUUGCAGUUGACAAUUUACUUGUGGGUUGAAACAUGGUCUUUAAACCAUCGAAAUUGUCCAUUUUGGUUCUCAUUUUUGGGACACUUCUGUUUCUGGCCCUUUCUUCCUAUGCUGAUCCAAUCAUUAACAUAAAUGCCGUUCUUCCCUGUUUCACAGUUACAUGUUACCCUGAAAUUGGCUGCAUAACUCCAUUCAUCUCUCUUAUGAUCAUUUUAGUCCCACCAAUUUCAAUAUGUGCCGAUUCACCCGAAGAAGUAAACGCAACUUAUCACCUGAUGACACCGAAAGUAAAGAAAAGUCAAUUUGGUACUUUGAAAGAUCUAAGACCAGGAACCAACUUAGCCUUUUAUGCUCAUGGUUGUUUCGCAGCUUAUGCUGAUAAACUAACAUUUGCAGUUGGAUUAGCUUUGUUUCAUAAAUAUGAUCAAGUCAUUUUGAUCGAUUGGACUCGUGGUGCCAACCCAAGAAUGUUUGGUAAAGUAUCGAUUCCUCUAGUUAACAUCUUUCUUUGCGCUGCUAACAGUGAAGUACUUGGUCGUCUUGUUGGCAAUGCAAUUAAAUAUGCUGUUACCGAAAAACGAAUCAACCCUAAAAAGAUAUUAUUUGCUGGACAUAGCGCUGGUUCUCAUGCAACUGCUUUUGCUGCUGAACACCUUAGAAGAUGUUGCUUAAUAAAAAUUGGUGAAACUGUUGCUUUGGACUCGAGCACAUCGCCAUUCGCCUUGUCAAAUCGCAAGUUUCCUGAAAAGGGUGAUGCUACUCAUGUUACUAGAGUCCUCUCGACAUUCAAUUUUCCAGUUCCCUUUUUGAGCGAUUUAAGAGCAAUUAUCUUUCAAUUGGGUUACCCAUUUCCCACUUCUGAUACGGACAUUUAUUGUAAUCCACCUUUCUUGUUCAGGGAACAAUUGAUGUGCAUUUCAAUACCAAUGUGCAGCCACUUUUUUUCUGCCCUCACCUUUAUUGGUUCCCUUCGCAAUUGUUUAUACGAGGCCUGGCCCUGUAUACCAAAUAUCUUCUCACCUUUCAAUACAACUUACACUGGAAUUCGCAGUUCAGUUUUUGGAGCAAGAGGACCUCUCUGUAUUCGUACACCCAUUAACCCUAUCAGGUCCUGCGAUUGUUGCUCUAAAGUCCCAAAAUCUAGAUUUAUAAAUGAAGAUGGUGAUCCACAGCAAAGGAUUUUUACAUGUAGUAAUGAUGAUAAAUUUUCAAAAAGACAUCUUUGACCAUUCGAAAGUAUAUUAGCCUUUAUUAAUUUUUUGAAAAUUGUAUUGUUAAAAGAGUGAUCAUCUAGAUUGAAUUUCAAUUUUUAUCAAUAAAGGAGUA
Messenger RNA from Tetranychus urticae (two-spotted spider mite), 1731 nucleotides. Its product is annotated as phospholipase A1. Lineage: Eukaryota; Metazoa; Arthropoda; Arachnida; Trombidiformes; Tetranychidae. The record is from RefSeq and is a predicted model, not a curated record. Gene Ontology annotation, biological process: lipid catabolic process. Gene Ontology annotation, molecular function: lipase activity.